Centruroides sculpturatus (bark scorpion) is the source of this 3033-nucleotide messenger RNA. Its product is annotated as low-density lipoprotein receptor-related protein 1-like. The transcript is spliced from 13 exons. The record is from RefSeq and is a predicted model, not a curated record. The coding region runs from base 156 to 1838 and encodes 560 amino acids. NCBI's taxonomy places the organism in Eukaryota, Metazoa, Arthropoda, Arachnida, Scorpiones, Buthidae.
GAAAUUCUGAUCUAUUUGUUAGGUAUCUAUUUUGGAGUGAUUCAGGUUCUCAAACACGAAUUGAAAGGUCAUUGUUAUCAGGGUCACAAAGAAAAGUAUUAUUUUCAACAGAUUUAUUACAUGUAAGUUCAAUUACGGUAGAUCAUGAAGAAAACAUGAUAUAUUGGACAGAUUCUGCAUCUGGUAUUAUAGAAAGAUCAAAUAUUGAUGGUAGCAAUAGGCAAGUUAUUCUCUCUCAAAAAGAAGGAAUUGUAUCUUAUCCAGUUUCUGUUGCUGUUAAUACAAAUUAUAUAUUUUUUGCAGACAGAAGUUAUAAAGAUGGAUCUAUAAUACAAGUGAAUAAAAAUAAUUUUAGUGAUUUUAAUGUUUUAAAACAAAAUUAUGGAAGAAAUAUUGGAAAACUAAGAGUUUUUGAUAAAAGACUUCAGAAAGGUACCAACGUCUGCAAGUAUAGAGGAAGUUGUGAUCAUUUAUGCUUGUAUGAAGGCAACAAUAAGUAUACUUGUGCUUGUUCUUACAGUAAACUUGGAACAGAUCAGCAUAGUUGUCUAGAUUAUACACAGUUAAUGCUCAUGGCUGAGAAAACUACAAUAAUGGCAUUGUCUCUUGAUGAUCCAAAUUCUCUAAAUCCUCCAGUACCAGCUAUAGAAGUUGGUCAUAAUAUAGAGAAAAUUAUUGCUCUUGGAUAUGAUAGAUAUCAAAAAGAAAUCUUUUUUAGUGAUUUAUAUGAAGAGCCAUAUUUAUUUAGUAUUAAAUUAGAUGGAACUGGAUUGCGACCUCUCUUAAAAGAUAAUACUGUAAGAUGCAUAGAAGGUUUAACUUAUGACCAAAUCCAUGGAGAACUGUAUUGGACUGAUAGCGAGACACCUUCUAUUUGUCGUUUGCGAGUGGAACAACGUGGUGAAAUACAACGGCAACCAUUUGAAGCAGAAAUUAUUCUUCUAUUAGAUAAUGAUGACAAACCACGAGGAAUCACUUUAGAUAGUUGCAAUCUGUAUUUGUUUUGGACAAAUUGGAGAGAAGAUACACCCAAAAUAGAAAGAUCUUAUUUUAGUGGUGCUCAAAGAGAAGUAAUCGUUUCUGAAAAUAUUAUAAGACCAAAUGGUUUAACACUUGAUCUUUCUUCAGAAACAUUAUUUUGGGCUGAUGCUAAAAAGGAUGGUUAUGUUAUUUGGAAUUGUGAUAUUGAUGGUUCAAGAAGAAGGAUUAUAUCUGAAGGAACAGGCCAUCAUCCAUUUGAUAUUGUUGUUCAUGGUAGUUUUCUUUAUUGGACUGAUUGGGAAACUGGUGCUUUGCUACAAACAGAAAAAUCAACUGGAAAAGGUCCUGCUAUUAUAAGAAGUAAUUUACAACAGCCAAUGGGUCUUUUUGCUGAGUCGUCAACAAUUAUGAAAUGUAUGUCUGUUGUAACAGAAAUAGGAUCAAAAACAUCUUUUCCAACAAAUGAUUGUUAUGAAUACUGUCUUAAUGGAGAUAUAUGCAAUCCACAAAAAGAGAAAAAACAAUGCUUUUGUGCUGAAAAUAUUACAUCUCAAUGUGGAGUUCAUAUAGCUUCUGAAUCGUAUUCUCAUAAUUCUGAAAUAGCAACUUUUUCAAUCAUUUUAAUAAUAAUCAGUAUUAUAUUAGUGUUGAUAUUUAUUAUGGUUGGCAUUACACUUUACCAAAGGAGACAAUGUCAGAAUCUUCAUCCAUUUUUCAGUUUGCCUUUUAUUAAAAGAUAUGCUCAUCCUUAUACUGGGAACUGUACAACAAAUAUGACUAGAGAAUCUUCAUUUUGUAAUGGUAGUUGUGAAGAGUUCAGAACUGAGGGAAUUCAGCUUGACCAAUCCACUGUUUGAUAGUUACCAGAGUAAUAAACUGCAUGAAGAGAUUUUCAAAAUAACUGUUCCUUAUAAAGAAGCUGCAUAUAUAAAUGAAAUCAAUGUUUAGAUAUUCUAUUAUUUUGUGAUUUUACUUUUAAUUAUAGCAAGAAGAAAGGCUAGAUGACUGAAUUAUUAGAAAAAUUGCUCAGACUGUAAAUUGGUGCCAUAGAAAUUAGCAUCAUACUCUUCAAUGGAAAAGGUGAAGAUGAGCCACACUAAUUUGCACGUAAAAAAUUUCGGCACUAGAUACAGCAUUACUCUAUAUUUAAACAAUCACUGUAAAUUAAUAUAUAAUUCUAAGUCAUACACUGACUAUUACAAUUCUGUAUUAAAUUUACAGGAAAUAAUUCAAUUGGUGCUGUAUUUGUAGCUUUGUACAGUAUCUGUACACUAUUAUUUAGUGAUAUCUAGGAAGGAAGGCUUCUCUUCUAUUAACACUCAUUCCAAGAAGGAAUAGUGGAUUUUAUGUAGAGAAGAAGUCUUUACUGUUUAAAUUGUUGAAAAUUCAAAACUUUAAUAUUAAAUUGGAAAAGUUAGAUUUACAUUGUUCAAAGAUCAAAACAUUUAUUUAUGAAAGUUUAGUAAACAAAUAUUACAACUUCGUUUUUAUUUGAACCUUAAAUAUAAGGUAUUAUAUUCUGUUUAACGAAAAAUUUAUGUAUAAUAUAUCUGUGAUUUUUAACUAUUUAACCAAAAGUAAUUUUUUUUUUUAAUUAUUUUAGAAUUAUACAAAUAUGUUAUAUCAGAUAAGGAAGAACCUUCAUCUGUCACUGUGAUUUAUAUUAUAGAAACCAAUUUUUGUGAAUUCAAACAGAUUGAUUUAGAAGUACUGGGAAUGCAAACACUCAUUUUAAGGAGAAAUAGUGGUUAUUAUGCAUUUCCAGUUCUUCUAUCAAUAUAUUUAAUGCAAAAAAGUUUUUUUUUACAAUUGAUAAAUGUUAUUUUUAGAAGUUAUUUACUAAAAAAUAAAGUGAAUGUUUAAUUUGUUCACAAUUAAUGCAUAAAUACUGUAUGUUUAAAUUUCAGUCUGUUAGAAGUAUAUGAAAAAUUAUUUAUUCAUAAUGUAAUAUGUCUGUCUUUAUAAUCGAAAAAUAUGCUUAAUUGAUAUAAUUUUCUGUAUAGUUUACACAGUACACAUGAAAUUACUAUGUAAACAAAAUUUAAAUACAAA